UCUUGAAUCAUAAGAUCGACAACGUUCGACGAGUGCAGAGAUCAGAGCGAAGUUUAACAAUUUUCACUGUUGUAAAAAACUUGUGUGAAGUUUUUUUGUAGUUUGAUUUACGCGUUGUGCGGCAGCAAAAAUUUACAAAAAAAAUAAAAAAAGAUCCAAAUAAAAACAAUACAAAUUCUUUUGCUCGGUUUUAAUAAGCAAAUGCAAAUAACAAUAAGCAGACAUCAGCUUAAAUUAUAUAAACAAUAAAAGAGCACACAACAAAAGUAUUUAAUGGAUUUCAAGUGUCAGUGACUCGAUAUUUAUAUAUAUAUAUACAUACAUACAUAUAUAUAUAAGUAGAGAGAUAUAUAUUAACUCGAAAACUAUACACGAAAAGAGCAGCUAAAGACUAAAUAUAAACUUACACACACGCGCUCUUCUGUAUAAUCAGUCAAUAACAACUGGUGAUAAUAAAAGAACUUACAACAACAACAACAACAACAACGACGAGCAGCUUAAACAAAGAAGCAGAAGAGUGGAAGAAAAGAAGGCGUUAAUCGUGUUGAUAUCAUUCGAGUAUUUUUGCUUAAUUACACGAUCAACCAAUGGCUGCCUAUCUGGAUCCCACUGGCCAAUAUUGAGCGACGAUCUUUGGAAUCAUUUCUCGGCUGCUUAAGUGACAUCAAUCUUGAAAUAUGGCCGCCUAUCUAGAUCCCACGGGUCAAUAUUGAGCAAGAGCUAAGAAACUCCCCAAAAACAAAAGCUAAAUAAAUUCAUAUAUUUAUUUGCAUUGAGAGAGAAUUUGAAAAUAUAUCACAAAAUGUCGCUGGCUUUGGAUCCCACUGGCACCUACUAGGAUCAGUCAAGAGAGCCUGGUCACAGUCUUCCACUUCAUACCACACAAGUCAAGUAGAAGCCGCAGCAACAACAGCAGCAACAUGUUCGAUCUGGAUCCCACGGGCACCUAUCGUCGGCCGCGUGAGUCGCGUGACACGCGACACAAGCAGCGCCAGACUCUGGACCCCACCGGGCAGUACUAGGGCCCCGCCACGGCCACAUUUCCACACCGCCUUUGCCUUAUCCAAAAA
This is a messenger RNA of Drosophila navojoa, 1070 nucleotides long. It is a transcript of the gene tal-AA, whose product is annotated as tarsal-less AA. NCBI's taxonomy places the organism in Eukaryota, Metazoa, Arthropoda, Insecta, Diptera, Drosophilidae. The record is from RefSeq and is a predicted model, not a curated record.